AUGAAGAAAAUGGAAACAGAGGAGCCUUUUGAGAUUGAUGGAAGCUCUGUGCAGCUGGUCAGUCUCUCAGCCAUUACUUUGGAAACAGGAAACGCCUCAAGGAAAACAAAGAAACCACUUGGACCCAAUGGAUACCAUUUUGUUAAGCAAGUUAAAGAAGGAGGACCUGCUUUUGAAGCUGGAUUAUGUACAGGUGACCAAAUUAUAAAAGUCAAUGGAGAAAGUGUUAUUGGCAAAACCUAUUCCCAAGUAAUUGCUUUAAUUCAAAACAGUGAUACAACAUUUGAGCUUAGUGUUAUGCCAAAAUAUGAAGACAUUCUCCAAGUGGCAUAUUCUCAAGAUGCCUACCUGAAAGGCAACGAAGCUUAUAGUGGCAAUGCCCGCAAUAUACCUGAACCUCCACCAAUCUGCUAUCCCUGGCUGUCAUCUGCCCCAUCAGCCAUGGCACAGCCAGUUGAAAUAUCUCCUCCUGACUCAUCAUUGAGCAAACAGCAAACCAGUACACCAGUACUGACACAACCUGGUAGGGUCUAUAGAAUGGAAAUACAAGUGCCUCCAUCACCAACAGAUGUUGCAAAAUCAAACACAGCAGUGUGUGUUUGCAAUGAAAGUGUAAGGACUGUCAUUGUGCCUUCUGAGAAGGUUGUAGAUUUGUUAUCCAAUAGAAACAACCAUACACGUCCUUCACAUAGAACUGAAGAAGUGAGGUAUGGCGUGAAUGAGCAGACCUCUUUAAAAACAGUGUCCAGAACCACAUCACCACCAUUAUCAAUUCCCACCACUCAUCUAAUUCAUCAGCCUGCAGGCUCCAGAUCAUUGGAACCUUCUGGAAUUUUACUUAAAUCUGGAAAUUACAGUGGACAUUCUGAUGGAAUCUCAAGCAGCAGAUCUCAAGCUGUGGAGGCUUCCUCUGUAUCUGUUAAUCACUAUUCGCCAAAUUCCCAUCAGCACAUAGACUGGAAAAACUAUAAAACUUACAAAGAGUAUAUUGAUAACAGAUGAUUGCACAUAGGUUGUCAGACAAUACAAGAAAGAUUAGAUAGUUUAAGAGCAGCAUCUCAAAGCACGAUGGAUUAUAACCAGGUCGUCCCCAACCGCACUACUUUGCAGGGACAACAUCGAAGCACCUCUCAUGAUCGAGUGCCCCAGUCUGUCCAGAUACGGCAACGCAGUGUGUCCCAAGAAAGACUGGAAGAUUCUGUGCUAAUGAAGUAUUGUCCAAGAAGUGCAUCUCAAGGAGCACUGAUGUCUCCAUCUGUUAGUUUUAGUAAUCAUAGAACUCGUUCAUGGGAUUAUAUUGAGGAACAGGAUGAAACCUUAGAAAAUGUCAAUUCUGGAACUCCAAUACCUGAUUCCAAUGGAGAGAUAAAACAGACUUACAAGUGGAGUGGGUUUACUGAACAGGAUGAUAGACGAGGUAUUUAUGAAAGACCUAGGCAGCAAGAAAUUCAUAAAUCUUUUCGAGGUUCCAAUUUUGCUGUGGCUCCAAGCUUUGUUAAUUCUGAUAACAGGCGAAUGAGUGGUAGAGGAGUGGGAUCUGUGUCGCAGUUUAAAAAAAUUCCACCAGAUCUAAAAACACUGCAGUCAAACAGAAAUUUUCAGACUACUUGUGGAAUGUCACUGCCUCAGUGUAUUUCACAAGACAGGUCACCUCUUGUGAAAGUCCGAAGUAAUUCUCUGAAAGCUCCUUCCACGCAUGUCACAAAACCAUCAUUUAGCCAGAAAUCAUUUGUUUCUAUCAAAGACCAAAGACCAGUAAAUCACUUGCAUCAGAACAGUCUGUUGAAUCAGCAGACAUGGGUAAGGACUGACAGUGCCCCCAAUCAGCAAGUGGAGACUGGGAAAUCCCCCUCUUUAUCUGGAGCCUCUGCCAAACCUGCCCCUCAGUCGAGUGAAAACGCUGGUACUUCAGAUUUAGAACUACCUGUCAGUCAAAGGAAUCAAGACUUAAGUUUACAAGAGGCUGAAAUUGAGCAAUCAGAUACUUUAGAUAAUAAAGAAGCUGUCAUCCUAAGGGAAAAACCUCCAUCUGGACGCCAGACACCGCAGCCUUUAAGGCAUCAGUCUUACAUCUUGGCAGUAAACGACCAGGAGACCUGGUCAGACACUACCUGCUGGCUGCCCAAUGAUGCACGUCGAGAGGUCCACAUAAAAAGAAUGGAGGAAAGAAAAGCCUCGAGUACCAGUCCGCCUGGCGAUUCUUUGACUUCCAUACCAUUUAUAGAUGAACCAACUAGCCCUAGCAUUGAUCAUGAUAUUGCACAUAUCCUUGCUUCUGCUGUUCUAUCAGCCUCUAACUUUCAGGUCCCCUCCAUAGCAACAGUUCCUCCUAGCCUCACAACUUCAGCUCCAUUAAUUCGCCGUCAGCUCUCACAUGACCACGAAUCUGUUGGCCCUCCUAGCCUGGAUGCUCAGCCCAACUCAAAGACAGAAAGAUCAAAAUCAUAUGAUGAGGGUCUGGAUGAUUACAGAGAAGAUGCAAAAUUGUCCUUUAAGCACGUAUCUAGUCUGAAGGGAAUCAAGAUCGCAGACAGCCAAAAGUCAUCAGAAGACUCUGGGUCCAGAAAAGAUUCUUCCUCAGAGGUCUUCAGUGAUGCUGCCAAGGAAGGGUGGCUCCAUUUCCGACCCCUUGUCACCGAUAAGGGCAAGCGAGUUGGUGGAAGUAUUCAGCCAUGGAAACAGAUGUAUGUUGUCCUUCGGGGUCAUUCACUUUACCUGUACAAAGAUAAAAGAGAGCAGACGACUCCGUCUGAGGAAGAGCAGCCCAUCAGUGUUAAUGCUUGCUUGAUAGACAUCUUUUACAGUGAGACCAAGAGGAAAAAUGUGUUUCGACUCACCAUGUCUGACUGUGAAUGCCUGUUUCAGGCUGAAGACAUAGAUGAUAUGUUAGCUUGGAUCAAGACGAUCCGGGAGAGCAGCAACCUAAACGAAGAGGACACUGGAGUCACUAACAGGGAUCUAAUUAGUCGAGCAAUAAAAGAAUACAACAAUCUGAUGAGCAAAGCAGAACAGUUGCCAAAAACACCUCGCCAGAGUCUCAGCAUCAGGCAAACUUCGCUUGGUGCUAAAUCAGAGCCAAAGACUCAAAGCCCACACUCUCCGAAGGAAGAAUUGGAAAGGAAACUUCUCAGUAAAGAUGAUACCAGUCCCCCAAAAGACAAAGGCACAUGGAGAAAAGGCAUUCCAAGUAUCAUGAGAAAGACAUUUGAGAAAAAGCCAACUGCUACAGGAACUUUCGGCAUCCGACUAGAUGACUGCCCACCAGCUCAUACUAAUCGGUAUAUUCCAUUAAUAGUUGACAUAUGUUGCAAAUUAGUUGAAGAAAGAGGUCUUGAAUAUACAGGUAUUUACAGAGCUCCUGGAAAUAAUGCAGCCAUCUCAAGUAUGCAAGAAGAACUCAACAAGGGAAUGGCUGAUAUUGAUAUACAAGAUGAUAAAUGGUGAGAUUUGAAUGUGAUAAGCAGUUUACUAAAAUCCUUCUUCAGAAAACUCCCUGAGCCUCUCUUCACAAAUGAUAAAUAUGCUGAUUUUAUUGAAGCCAAUCGUAAAGAAGAUCCUCUAGAUCGUCUGAAAACAUUAAAAAGACUAAUUCACGAUUUGCCUGAACAUCAUUAUGAAACACUUAAGUUCCUUUCAGCUCAUCUGAAGACAGUGGCAGAAAAUUCAGAAAAAAAUAAGAUGGAACCAAGAAACCUAGCAAUAGUGUUUGGUCCCACCCUUGUUCGAACAUCAGAAGACAACAUCACCCACAUGGUCACCCACAUGCCUGACCAGUACAAGAUCGUAGAAACGUUCAUCUAGCACCAUGACUGGUUUUUCACAGAAGAAGGUGCUGAAGAGCCUCUUACAACAGUGCAGGAGGAAAGCACAGUAGACUCUCAGCCAGUGCCAAACAUAGAUCAUUUACUCACCAACAUUGGAAGGACAGGAGUCUCCCCAGGAGAUGUAUCAGAUUCAGCUACUAGUGACUCAACAAAAUCUAAGGGUUCUUGGGGAUCUGGAAAGGGUCAGUAUAGCAGGGAACUGCUUGUGUCCUCCAUCUUUGCAGCUGCUAGUCACAAGAGGAAGAAGCCAAAAGAAAAAGCACAGCCUAGCAGCUCAGAAGAUGAACUGGACAAUGUAUUUUUUAAGAAAGAAAAUGUGGAACAGUGUCACAGUGAUACUAAAGAGGAGUCCAAAAAAGAAAGUGAGACACUGGGCAGAAAACAGAAGAUCAUCAUUGCCAAAGAAAACAGCACUAGGAAAGACCCCAGCAGGACAAAAGAUGAAAAGAUAUCACUAGGAAAAGAGAGCACGCCUUCCGAAGAACCCUCACCACCACACAACUCAAAACACAACAAGUCACCAACUCUCAGCUGUCGCUUUGCCAUCCUGAAAGAGAGCCCCAGGUCACUUCUGGCACAGAAGUCCUCCCACCUUGAAGAGACAGGCUCUGACUCUGGCACUUUGCUCAGCACGUCUUCCCAGGCCUCCCUGGCAAGGUUUUCCAUGAAGAAAUCAACCAGUCCAGAAACGAACAGCGAGUUUUUGGCCAACGUCAGCACCAUCACCUCAGAUUAUUCCACCACAUCGUCUGCUACAUACUUGACUAGCCUGGACUCCAGUCGACUGAGCCCUGAGGUGCAAUCCGCGGCAGAGAGCAAGGGGGACGAGGCAGAUGACGAGAGAAGCGAACUCAUCAGCAAAGGGCGGCCUGUGGAAACCGACAGCGAGAGCGAGUUUCCCGUGUUCCCCACAGCCUUGACUUCAGAGAGGCUUUUCCGAGGAAAACUGCAAGAAGUGACUAAGAGCAGCCGGAGAAAUUCUGAAGGAAGUGAAUUAAGUUGCACCGAGGGAAGUUUAACAUCAAGUUUAGAUAGCCGGAGACAGCUCUUCAGUUCCCAUAAACUCAUCGAAUGUGAUACUCUUUCCAGGAAAAAAUCAGCUAGAUUCAAGUCAAAUAGUGGAAGUCUAGGAGAUGCCAAGAAUGAGAAAGAAGCACCUUCAUUAACUAAAGUGUUUGAUGUUAUGAAAAAAGGAAAGUCAACUGGGAGUUUACUGACACCCACCAGAGGCGAAUCCGAAAAACAGGAACCCACAUGGAAAACGAAAACAGCAGAUCGGUUAAAACUGAGACCCAGAGCCCCUGCGGAUGACAUGUUUGGAGUAGGGAAUCACAAAGUGAAUGCCGAGACUGCUAAAAGGAAAAGCAUCCGGCGCAGACAUACACUAGGAGGGCACAGAGAUGCUACUGAAAUCAGCGUUUUGAAUUUUUGGAAAGUGUAUGAGCAGAGCGGGGAGAGAGAAUCUGAACUUUCAGCUGUAAACCAAUUAAAACCAAAAUGCUCAGCCCAGGACCUUUCCAUCUCAGACUGGCUGGCCAGGGAACGCCUACGCACCAGUACCUCUGACCUUAGCAGAGGAGAAAUCGGAGAUCCCCAGACAGAGAACCCAAGCACACGAGAAAUAGCCACGACCGACACACCUUUGUCUCUUCAUUGCGACACAGGCAGUUCUUCCAGCACCUUGACUUCAACAAACAGGCCCCUUCUUUCCAUACCACCACAGUCACCUGACCAAAUACAUGGAGAAAGCUUCCAGAACGUGAGCAAAAAUGCUAGUUCUGCAGCGAAUGCCCAACCUCAUAAACUAUCUGAAACCCCAGGCAAUAAAGCAGAGUUUCAUCCCUGUCUUUAAACUGGGGGUAUGUCCACUCUAGCAAGUAAAAAAA
Molecule: messenger RNA, 5710 nt
Organism: Pan troglodytes (chimpanzee)
Lineage: Eukaryota; Metazoa; Chordata; Mammalia; Primates; Hominidae
Product: rho GTPase-activating protein 21-like
Biological process (GO): signal transduction; Golgi localization
Molecular function (GO): protein binding
Source: RefSeq, a predicted model, not a curated record